GAGGAGUGAAACAGUGAGGAAAGGAGGAGGAGGUGAAGCUGCAGGACUCACCACCACCACCACCGCCGCCACCACCACCACGCCUCUCCACGGCAACUCAGUCAGCCAUAUUGGCUGUCUGUGCCUUCUUGUCUCCGGCAGCAGUAGCAGCAGCAUUAGCGGUGGUAGCAGUAGGAGUCUGGCGGGCGUUGGAGCAAGUCUCCACCGGUGAAGCCCGUACGCAGCUCCCGCAGUUUGUUUGUUUGUUUUUUACGUCGCCUGCGCAGAGGAAAACGCCAAAAAAAAACCGCGAACUAUUUUUAUUCGCCCUGUUGGAUUUAUUUAUAUAUUCAAACUCUGGGUGCCAGCAGCAGGAGAGGGGGAACAGACACAUCUUCAGUAAGUGCUCCUGUUUGGUGUCCUGGACGUGAGGAGACGGAAAACCACACAUCUCCAGUUUUUCAGUAAUAAGGGACGGGCAUAGAGAGGAGGAAGAUGCCCAAACCGAUAAAUGUGCGCGUCACUACUAUGGACGCUGAGCUGGAGUUCGCCAUCCAGCCCAACACAACAGGCAAACAGCUCUUCGACCAGGUGGUGAAGACUGUAGGUUUAAGAGAGAUUUGGUUCUUUGGUCUGCAGUACACGGACAGUAAAGGCUACGUGACAUGGCUUAAACUCAACAAAAAGGUGACUCAACAGGAUGUGAAAAAGGAGAAUACGUUGCAGUUCAAGUUUAGAGCGAAGUUCUUUCCUGAGGAUGUUUCUGAGGAGCUCAUCCAGGAGAUCACACAGAAGCUCUUCUUCCUGCAGGUUAAGGAGGCCAUUUUGAACGACGACAACUACUGCCCUCCAGAGACAGCCGUACUGCUGGCCUCAUACUCUGUCCAGGCCAAGUAUGGAGAUUAUAACAAAGACAUCCUUAAUCCUGGAUACCUGGCAUCUGACCGGCUACUUCCGCAAAGAGUUCUAGAGCAGCACAAGUUGACAAAGGAGCAGUGGGAGGACAGAAUACAGACCUGGCACGAGGAGCACAGAAGCAUGCUCAGGGAGGACGCAAUGAUGGAGUACUUAAAAAUCGCUCAGGACCUGGAGAUGUACGGUGUCAACUACUUUGAAAUCAAGAACAAGAAGGGAACCGAGCUGUGGCUAGGAGUCGACGCCUUGGGACUCAAUAUCUACGAACAUGAAGACAAGUUGUCUCCGAAGAUCGGCUUCCCCUGGAGCGAAAUCCGAAACAUCUCUUUUAGUGACAAGAAGUUUGUCAUCAAACCUAUUGAUAAAAAAGCUCCUGAUUUUGUUUUUUAUGCUCCUCGUUUGCGCAUCAACAAGCGCAUCCUGGCCUUGUGUAUGGGAAAUCAUGAGCUGUACAUGAGGAGGAGGAAGCCUGACACUAUUGAGGUGCAGCAGAUGAAGGCUCAAGCUCGGGAGGAGAAACAUCACAAACAGAUGGAGAGGGCGCAGCUGGAGAACGAGAAGAAAAGGCGAGAGCACGCUGAGAAAGAAAAGGAGCGAAUAGAGCGAGAGAAGGAUGAGCUGAUGCAGAGGCUGAGGCAGAUUGAGGAGCAGACGCAAAGAGCACAGAAAGAGCUAGAGGAACAGACUCGCAAAGCUCUGGAGUUAGAGCAGGAGAGGAAGCGAGCAAAGGAGGAGGCGGAGCGUUUGGAGAAGGAGAGGCAGACAGCAGAAGAGGCCAAAGCUCUGCUGGCUCAACAGGCUGCAGACCAGAUGAAGAACCAUGAACAGCUGGCUGCUGAAUUAGCAGAGUUCACCGCCAAAAUCGCUCUACUGGAGGACGCAAAGAGAAAAAAGGAAGAAGAAGCAACAGAAUGGCAACACAAAGCCAUUUCAGCACAGGAGGACCUGGAGAAGACCAAAGAGGAGCUAAAGACGGCCAUGACGUCUCCGCCGGCGCCAGAACACGACGAGCACGACGAGACAAACGCAGAGGCGAGCGCCGAGCUGCACAGUGACGGCGUGACCAGGCACCGCAGCGAGGAGGAGAGAGUCACCGAGGCCCAAAAGAACGAACGUGUCAAGAAGCAGCUGCAGGCCUUGAGUUCAGAUUUGGCUGAAGCCCGAGACGACACCAAGAAAACACAGAACGACAUGCUGCACGCCGAGAACGUCAGAGCAGGAAGAGACAAGUACAAAACCCUUCGUCAGAUCCGACAGGGAAACACCAAACAGCGCAUCGACGAGUUUGAGUCCAUGUAAAGUGUAGAUUCUGUCAGUGCAACGAAUCCCUUGAAUUUCUGCCACCAGGGGGCGAACUCAUCCUGGAGAAAGACCAGCUUCUUCGCUUCAGCAUCGCCAAAGCUCUGCUGCUGAACAGCGGUCAGCCAAUCACACCGCUACCUGCAUUCUAGAGCUCCGCCCCUUUGCCCCCUACCCCUUUUAAUGAGUUCGAAAAAUAACCAGCAGUGUUUGCUGUCAAACAUGGACGCCUCCCUUUUACAGUACUGACAAUUUAACGCUUGCACGUAAUGACAAGGACAGAAUUGGUUUAUCAGACGGCCAUCGUAGCCUCCUGACGUCGCUGGCACAACGUGUCCAUUAAGCUUUAAUAUCUGUACCUAACUUUUACUUUCCACAUCUUACCUAAGGUGAACAAUUUAAAGAUUUUGUUCCAUUUCAGGAUAAAAAGAGAAAAGAAUAAUAACGCCUUAUUUGUCUUAAUUCGUCUAGAGUUCUUUUAAUUCUCACAUUUGAACAUGGAGAGUAGCGAAGACUCACACAGACUAAAUUUGUUUUUAACGCCAACCUUUGCUUAGCCGCUUUUUGACGGAAAAAUCUACAUUUCCACCCCAAAAGAUAGAUCAUCAGGAUGCUUUUCUGUAAUUAAAUUGCUGAUUUGGACCGGAACAACAACUUUUCAAGAAUAACGGAGAGACACUAGAAAGCAUUAGCAGCAAUUGUUAGCCACCAGGGUGUAUCUAUACUAGCUGCUGCGUCUCACAACUAUACGUUUGGCCAAUUAUGGACUGUAAGAAUUAAAAUCCACACAUACCUUUACAAAACGAUGAAAGUAGUGGUUAUCCACCAGAGGGCGUCUUAAUUUGAUUUAUAACAUCAAUAAAUAUUUUCAUGAAGAGUUAA
Cynoglossus semilaevis (tongue sole) is the source of this 3075-nucleotide messenger RNA. Its product is annotated as radixin. Gene Ontology annotation, cellular component: cytoskeleton. Gene Ontology annotation, molecular function: actin binding. The coding region runs from base 475 to 2193 and encodes 572 amino acids. The record is from RefSeq and is a predicted model, not a curated record. NCBI's taxonomy places the organism in Eukaryota, Metazoa, Chordata, Actinopteri, Pleuronectiformes, Cynoglossidae. The transcript has 15 exons.